AUGUGUGAUACAGUGGCAGAAGGUUUGGAGUGUUUUAUUUCUGCCUAUUCUAUCUAUUCUUUUGCCUCAGGGUUUGAGGAGCCUGUCUCCUACCAUCUUAUCCAGAUAUCAUCCUUUCACAACCAUUCCUGGAAACAUCUGGGCUCAGGCUGGUUGGGGGAGCUGGAGACACACAGCUGGAACAGCAGCUCGGGUACCAUCAUUUUCCUGUAUCCCUGGUCCAGGGGCAACUUCAGUAAUAAUGAGUUGAUGGAUCUGGAAAAGUUUUUCCACACAUACUUCACUAACCAUCAGGAAUUUUACAUUUCUCUAUUAAUGUUUAAAGAUUCCUUUGAUCUACAGGUUACACUAGGCUGUGAACUGCAUUCUGGGAAGGCCUUUGUAGGCUUCCUGCAGAUAGCAAUCCAAGGAUUUGAGUUCAUGAGCUUUCAGAAUGAAACAUUCUUACCAUCCCCAAAGGGUGGGGAACAAGCCCAGCAAGCCUGCCUACUACUCAAUCUCAGCCCAGCCUUCAAACAUACGAUACAUAAGCUCAUCAGUGACACCUGCCCACGUUUCACCUUGGGUCUCCUUGAUGCAGGGAAGACUUAUCUCCAGCGACAAGUGAAGCCUGAGGCCUGGCUGUCCAGUGGCCCCAGUACUGGUCCUGGCGGUCUGCUGCUGGUGUGCCAUGUGUCUGGCUUCUACCCAAAGCCCGUGUGGGUGAUGUGGAUGCGAGGUGACCAGGAGCAGCUGGGCACUCAGAGAGGUGACAUCCUGCCCAAUGCUGAUGGGACGUGGUAUCUCAGAGCAACCCUGGAUGUGGCAGCUGGGGAGGCGGCUGGCCUGGCCUGCAGGGUGAAGCACAGCAGCCUAGGAGGGCAGGACCUCGUCCUCCACUGGGGUGCACCUCAUAGAUCCCUGGGCUUGGUCCUCUUGGCAGUGAUAGUGGCCCUGGCUCUUCUGACAGGUCUUGGAUUUUGGCUUAGGGAACACUGGACAUACCGUGAAGCUCCUGGCAGAGCUUUCCUUUUGAAGUGAGGACCCAGCUACCCAGAUUCCCAGUCUACACCUGAACGCCAAUGCAGAUGACAUAAUAUCAACUCUCUUUGUAAACCUUUGCAAUUCAUUUCAUUACAUGAUCAGUUACCAAUAUAUGCUCAAUGUAAUCUUGCAGGAUUGGUUGUUCUAACCUGGUUUGUGGGAUUUUAACUCUGAAUGGAAUAGGGUGUUAGCAAUGUCUUCCUGGUAGAUAUAUUGGAUCAUCAGAUGCAUUUCAGAUAUUGAA
Molecule: messenger RNA, 1267 nt
Organism: Ictidomys tridecemlineatus (thirteen-lined ground squirrel)
Lineage: Eukaryota; Metazoa; Chordata; Mammalia; Rodentia; Sciuridae
Source: RefSeq, a predicted model, not a curated record